Molecule: messenger RNA, 883 nt
Organism: Microstroma glucosiphilum
Lineage: Eukaryota; Fungi; Basidiomycota; Exobasidiomycetes; Microstromatales; Microstromataceae
Product: translation initiation factor eIF3 subunit
Exons: 2
Cellular component (GO): eukaryotic translation initiation factor 3 complex; cytoplasm
Molecular function (GO): translation initiation factor activity
Source: RefSeq, a predicted model, not a curated record
AUUCUUUCGACUUUGUUCGCCAUACCAGCACCUACGACCGCCCCUUCCACCCCUCCUUGAAUCAGCUCACAGCCUCACCUUGCAACAUGAGUGACUGGGACGCAUCUUCUGGGGACGAAGCCCCUCCCAAAGCCGCCCCUGCUGCUCCCAUUGGCGCCGGAGCAGUCCCUCGACGCAGGUUCGACGACGAAGAUGCCGAAGAAGAGAUCAAGGACGACUGGGAGUCCUCCGACGACGAGGCCAAGAACAAAGCUGCCUCUUCCUCUUCUGCUGUUGUACCACCUCCUCGGAAGAAGAAGAGCGUGAAGCAGAAGAUUGCAGAGAAGGAGGAGGAGGAGAGGAGGAGAGCGCAGCAGGCUCUCACCAUGGGACAGGAGCCAGAAGAUGGAGUGGAUCCGAUGGAGUACGACCCCAUUGCUCGCAAGAGGGCGCUGCAACAGGCUGAGAUUGACGCAGAUGUAGAGUCGGCAGCGAGCCUAUUGGGCUUUGCCAGUGUCAGCAAGGACUCGACCGCAACCUCGCUGAGCGCCGCCAAGCCCUCUUCAAAGGAAGAAUGGGAGCAGCUCGCAGCAGAAAUCUUCGUUUCCAUUCUCAAAACCCAAUCCUCUCGUGAUCCAACCGGCUACGCAAAACACUUUGUCCCUGCCCUCACUCGACAAUUGGUAGCUCCCACGCGCGAUGUGGAUAUUCGCAAGUUGUCUACUUCGGUCAAGACGUGGGCCGAGGAGAAGACAAAGGCGGAUAAAGAGGCAAAAAAGAGUGGUGGAAGGGCGAAUUUGGCCGUUGCUGCUGCCACGGGCGGAGCGGCUGGAGCUGCCAAGCCAAAGACGGUGGGCACUGCCAGUGCAAAGAACACGUAUGACUUGGGAGCUUAUGGAGAUGA